This is a messenger RNA of Colossoma macropomum (tambaqui), 1548 nucleotides long. It is a transcript of the gene glrx, whose product is annotated as glutaredoxin (thioltransferase). Lineage: Eukaryota; Metazoa; Chordata; Actinopteri; Characiformes; Serrasalmidae. The coding region runs from base 137 to 457 and encodes 106 amino acids. The transcript has 3 exons. The record is from RefSeq and is a predicted model, not a curated record.
ACUCCUCCUCUUAGGGGAAACAAACCGCCGCUGAGCAGAACAUACACGGCUGGUCUGUUACUCUCCACCUCUGUCCAGUCACAGAGCUCCUCGGUGGUCCGGCUGAAGUGGAAGUCUGGGGGCGACAAGCAGCAGCAUGGCUCAGGAAUUCGUGAAAGCGAAAAUCAAGGGAGAUAAAGUGGUGGUGUUCCUGAAGCCGACCUGUCCGUACUGCGUGCAGGCCAAAGACGUGCUGUCCAAGUACAAGUUCAAAGAAGGACAUCUGGAGUUCAUCGAUAUCAGUGGACGGGACGACAUGGGCAGCAUACAGGACUACCUGCAGCAGAUAACCGGAGCUCGAACUGUGCCCCGCGUGUUUAUAGGUGAGGAGUGUAUCGGAGGGGGCAGUGACGUCUCAGCACUGGACAGAAGCGCCAAGCUGGCAGGAAUGCUGCAGAAAAUAGGAGCCCUGCAGUGACGUCACGGUAGCAUGCUGCGUGAGGGAGGUCACAUGAUGCUGCAGCGGGAUUUGCGCAGCUGUCUCCGCCGUUGCUGGUAUUCGCUGAGCUCCUGCAGGUAUCCUCUAGAGGGCCAUCGCAGACGCUCCACCUGCUCACGCUCCUCCUCUGUCCAACAACAGCACUGUGACUACAUAGAAACCACAGCAACACACCUCCCCCUCACACCCAUAUGACCACUGCAAUUCACUCUAUGCUUUAUGCUCUUCAUGAAUAUUAAUCACUUGAACCCGUCUAGAUUACUUAAAGUGAUGUUUUGUGUCCAAAGUUCGUAUCUUUAGCUUGGCACUGGAGCUACGGGACUGAUGUAGAUGUUAGCAAUGUGAAAACUGCACAUCUAAAUCAUCAGACAUUUGCCUACGAUGGCCUUGUUUUUGUGACUAAACUGACACAAAGUCAUAAAGUUUAUAUGUUUUGUUGAUUUUCUAAUUGAAAAAGAGUUAACACAGCCCCCUACAGAACAAACUUCCUGCAAAGUUUGGUGUGGAUUUCUAUUUAUUCGCUGAGUUUAACAUAUUGGAAAACAUUUUAUGUUUUAUUAUUUUCCCCAAUUCAGCAAAUAAACAGUAAUUAUGCAUUAAAAUGUGCAGAAGUGUGUUCUCUGUAUAGGACAAACUUGUAAUUUGACCAGGGGUGCCCAAACUUUGCAUACGACUGUAUACAACACUACUUAAGAAAUAAUUUAUGAUGACUGAACUACUCUACAGAGUUUGAGACAAGUCUGAAUUGGUUUCAUUCAUGCUGUAUGCAUGAUGCUAACUGGCUAAUUGGUAUGUGUUACUUGUUAGCUACAUUAGCCUUGUAGCUUGUACACAAAACUAAAGAAGCAAACUUCAGGCACCAAACAUGUCUUGACCGAUCGACUGAAUUCUAUCAACUGAAAAUGAUUUUUAAAUGAAGUAUCGCUUUAAAGGUAAAACUGUCUUGAAUGUUUACCACUUGCAUGUGUCUAUUACAUUUCUAUAGCAAGGUCAGAUCCGUCCUUCCCACUAUAUAAAGGGCCUCGUCAGUUAAACUUUGCAGUUUGAAAUAAACUUGAAUCAGAAGAUAA